Effrenium voratum is the source of this 431-nucleotide messenger RNA. The record is from the annotation of a GenBank genome assembly. NCBI's taxonomy places the organism in Eukaryota, Dinophyceae, Suessiales, Symbiodiniaceae.
AGAGCGGCGGCUCAAGGCAUAUGUAAACAAGGGCCAUUGCCGCCAUGAUUAAGGAAACCAGGUUCGCGCCCACCGGCAUCGUCUACUCCCAGUCCAAUGGGUCGACCAGAGGGCCGUACAGGAUUGGCGGGGUGGAGAAGGCACCCAAGUCAGGGCAGCCUCCCCCCUUCGAAGCACUGCAGUGCGGGGCCUUCAAGACCGCAGCCAUCAAGGAACAGGGGGUGCUGAAUGGGCGACCGAGUCAGUACGCUGCGGCCGCGAAGACCUUUCAGGGCCCGCCCACUGUGAAGCCGGCGGGUGCCAUUGGGGAUGCCCUGGAGAGCCUGGAGACGACGGCCUUCGAGUGAGCGAGAGAGGCGUCUCACCGCCCCAUGCGAGUGGUUGGUGUUCUUCCAAAUUGGCGUGUUUGGGAACCCCCCAAGUCAGGGGUC